Spirodela intermedia is the source of this 1734-nucleotide messenger RNA. NCBI's taxonomy places the organism in Eukaryota, Viridiplantae, Streptophyta, Magnoliopsida, Alismatales, Araceae. The record is from the annotation of a GenBank genome assembly.
AUGGUAGAAGAACCGGAGGACCCCGUCGGCAGAGCCACCGCCUGUCGCGGCGACGAUGCAGUGCAUGCCUUGUCGGCGGAAUGCCGACUCGGCGUAGCUCGGCGCCUCCUCCCCGCCGCUCUGGAGAAGGCAAGGGCUGCCAAUGGCUUCGCAGGGCGGUGGAACGCGAUCAUCUCCAAGCUCGAGCGCGUGCCGCCAUGCUUCUCCGACCUCUCAAGCCACCCCUGCUUCGCCAAGAACGCUCUCUGCGGGGAGCAGCUCCAGUCGGCGUGCCAAAUUCUCGAAGAGGUCAUCGCGCUGGCGGGAAGGUGCGGCGGGGAGGCGGCGCCGCCGGUCGGGAAGCUGCGGAUGCAGAGCGACCUCGACGCGGUGGCGGGUAAGUUGGAGCUGAUUUUGAGGGACUGCGGGUUGCUGAUCAAGACUGGGGUUCUCGGAGAGGCCACCCUCUCGUGUCCGCCAUGUGUUCGCUCCGGCGAAGAGUCGCCGGCGGCGACAUCUUCCCCGUCAAAUCUCCGUCAGCUGUUGGCCAGGAUCCAAAUCGGCGACGCAGAGGCCAAAGACCGGGCCUUCGACGGCCUAUUGGAGAUGAUGAGAGAGGACCGGGGGAACGUGGUGGCGGCGCUCGGGCGGAGCAAUAUAUCCGCCCUGGUGCAGCUGCUGACUGCCCCUUCGCCCAAGCUUCGAGAGAAAGUGGCGUCGGUGGUCUGCUCGCUUGCAGAGUCGGGGAGCUGCGACAGUACCUUGGUCUCAGAAGGCGUCCUCCCGCCAUUGAUCAAGCUGGCAGAGUCGGGAAGCUUCGCGGGCAGGGAGAAGGCCGCCAUCUCGCUCGAGAGUCUCUCAACGUCGGCCAGCACCGCCCGUGCGAUCGUCGGCCACGGCGGUCUCCGCCCCCUGAUGGAUCUCUGCUUGGUCGGCGAUCCGUCGGCCUCUCGAGCCGCCGCCGCCGGCGCUCUGAAGAACCUCUCCGCCGUCCCCGAGGUACUCCAGGACCUAGCCGACGAAGGGGCCAUCAGACUUGCCGUCGACCUUCUCGACGAUUGCGGAGUCGAGCCGAGCACCAAGAAGCACGCCGCCGAGUGCCUGCAAAAUCUCACCGCCGGAGGCGAAAAUCUCCGGAGGGCGGUGGUCUCCGAGGGCGGCGUUAGCAGCCUCUUGCUCCACCUCGAGGGCUCCUCGCCAGAGGAACCCGCCGUCGUCGCCCUGAAGAAUCUGGCCGGCUCCAUCGCCAUGUCGGAGCUCCUCUCGAUGGGUCUCCUUCCCCGGCUGACCCACGCGCUCAAAGCCGGCUCCUUGGAGGCGCGGCGGGCGGCGGCGUCGGCCAUCUGCAGGAUCUCCAGUUGCCCCGUGGCGAGGAAAUCGGCUGGCCGGUGCGGCUGCCUCCCUCUGCUCAUCUCCAUGCUCGAAACCAAGGACAGCUGCUCCCGAGAGGCGGCGGCGCAGGCGCUGUCGAACUUGAUGAGUUGCACGCAGAAUUCCCGGGAGGUGAAGAAGGACUCCCGGAGCGUGCCGAACCUCGUCCAGCUGCUCGACCCGAGCCCCCACAACACAGCGAAGAAGUACGCCGUCCCCUGCCUCCUGCUCCUCUCCGCCAGCAAGAGGAGCAGGAAGAUGAUGAUCUCCUACGGCGCCAUCGGUUACCUCAAGAAGCUCUCCGAGGAGGACGUCCCCGGCUCCAAGAGCUUGCUCCAGAGAUUGGAGCGAGGGGGGCUGGGGAGCUUCUUCAUCAAGAAAUAG